AUGUUGAUCUAUGUUCUCAAACAAAUGCCACAAGAUCAACAAUCAAAAUAUGAUAUGCUUAGGGUAUGCACUGACUACUAUCGCGAUAAUAGCGAACAGUUAACGAAAAUCGAUCAGUUUCGUAAGGAAUACACUGCUGAUCAGGCGGUCCAAUGGUACACAGACGAAUGUUUUCUGUACAAAUUAUUAAAUAAAGCACUUCGUACUGAAGAUCUGGGCCUUCUAUAUAUAUUUCGAUUCUUUGUCAUCGAUUUAUGUGCGGCAAUAGAAACUGACAAUCUUCGAUUGAGAGAAAAAUCAGUUCUCACUUUGUUUCGUGGCGCAAAUAUUCCCAACGAAGAAUUAGAAAAACUCGAACGAAACAAAGGUCAAGUGAUAUCAACUAAUGGAUUUUUAUCCACUUCUCGUAGCAUCGAAGUUUCACUUCGGUUCAUAAAGCAGACCCCGACCGCCAACAAUGAUCGACCGGUUCUAUUUGAAAUCGAAGCUGAUCCUACAUUAAAAUCGGUUACUUUUGCUGAUAUUGAGCAUAAAACUCGAAAUGAGGACGAAGAAGAAGUACUCUUCAAUUUAAAUACUCUCUUCGAAAUUGGAUCCGUCAAUUUUGAUUCUCGAUUGAAUUUAUGGAAAAUAAAAUUGAUUACUACGGAUAGAGGAUCAGAGAUGAUUCAAGAAUAUCUUACUUCUGUAAAGAAACACCUAGAUGAUUAUCCACCAAUCAUCUAUUUUGGUCAAUUUCUUUUAAAUGAAAUGGGGCAAGUAGAUCAAGCUGGAAAAUAUUUUCAGCUGUUACUUGAUUCACUUCCACCAGAUCAUGAAAAUAUUGCAGAUGUUUAUAGCAAUCUUGGAAAUGUGCAUAGCGAACGAAACGAGCUUAAUUUAGCAUUGAAGAACUACGAACUUGCUUACACAAUCCGUCAAAAGCUAUUAUCGUCUGAUCAUCCGCAUGUAGCGUCUUCUCUUCAGAAUAUUGGAACAAUUUACAAACAUAAAGGAUGUUUAGAUCAAGCUCUCCAUUAUUGUCAACAAGCGCUAACAAUUUUUGAGAAGAACUAUCCAAAUGAUCAUGUGAACAAAGCAAUUAAUAUGGAAUACAUUGGUCGGAUAUAUACUGAUAAAGAUGAUUUUGAUACUGCUCUGGUCUAUUUGUUCCGUGCUCUUGACAUGUUCAAACGUGUCUUACCUGCUCAUCACUUGUAUAUCGCCGGCUGUCUUGGUGCAAUUGGAUAUAUUCAUGAAAAAAGCUGCGAUUUCGGUCAUGCACUCGAAUAUUAUCAUGAACAAAUAGAUAUGGAGGAAAAUUGUUUGCCACUCAAUCAUCCAAAUCGUGCGACACAUCUCGACCAUAUUGUUCAAACCUAUAAGAAGAUGGGUAACAUGAAAAAGGCGGUGAACUUGUGUCGAGAAAAAUUGAAUAAUCAAAAGAGCACUCUUGGUGAUCAACAUCCGUCUGUAGCUUGGAUACUAACUACUAUGGCGAAUCUGCUCGAACACGAGAAACCAAGUGAAGCACUUGCCCAUUAUCAACAAGCUUUAUCUAUUCUCAAACAAUACACGCCGCUUGAUCACAAAUUAACCAUAAUCUGUCUUAAAGCGAUAGCGUCCUUAUACAGUACUAACCAGAUAUAUGGAAAAGCGUUACAUUUUGGACUCAGAGCACUCGAUCUUGCUCGUCAAUCUCUACCAGCGGAUCACAUGGACAUUGGGUAUUUACUAGAAAACAUCGGUUUAUUUUACAAAGCCUUGAACAAGCCAUCAGAGGCACUUCGGUAUUUCAAUGAAAGUUUAUCCAUCUAUCGAGCUAACUAUGGAUCGAAUCAUGAAAACAUAACACGAUGCGAGGCAAAUAUUACUGAAUUGAAUAACAGAUUUGUGUUAACUCACACUACUGAACCAACAUUGAGGAAUAUGGCUGAAGAAGUUUAUUCACCAUUUUCACAAUCAACUUCAUUGUCUAUUGAUUUGAAUCCAUCGUUGGAACUUCCUCAUAAUACAAACCUGAGGGAAACAUCAUCGAGUGUCACGAGCAAAACAUGUAUUCUCCAAUGAUAUUCAUUCAAAUUUACCAGUUCAAGUUAGGGCAAACAAAUCAAACCACAAAUGAGCUUAACAACCCAGACAAUAUACAGAAUGAACUCUUGAAUCAAACUGAACUAUAAAAAAACAAACAUCUUUGGUCACUAAACAAAACUUUUGUCAUAUCCAAGACAAGAAUAAAUAACUUUGAUGUGAGACAUUGUACGAUGACAUGAACAAAAUGCAGAUCAGAUGCUCUCAGAGAAAUAUUUAUCAUCAAUUGAACCGUCAGUAGACUUGCAAUACAAGUAACAAGUCGUUGUUUAUCUUGUGAAACACGAUUGAAAAAUGAGUAUUGAAAAUGUAGAACGAGAAAUUUGGAUCUCCGCUCACAGACCGUGGCAGGCAUAUCAAAAUGUCUAUCACGGUCUGAAAGAAAUUUCUAAGGGUGGAUCUUAAUCUCGAACAGAGUGCGACAGAAGUAAAGAGUCUCUCAGUUAGAGUUAAAUCGGCUCCAUCGUGAUUCACAUUUUAAUACUGUAGGAAUUAAGCUGAAAGCUUUUAUUUCUUGCAAACAAUUCGAAGAGACAACAUCCUAUUUAAUUUUAUCGAUUUGUAACAGAUGGGUGUGGGUGUGGGUGUGGGUGUGGGUGUGGAUGUGGGUGUGGGUGUGGGUGAGUGUGGGUGUGGGUGCGAGUGUGAGUGUGGG
Messenger RNA from Rotaria sp. Silwood1, 2725 nucleotides. The record is from the annotation of a GenBank genome assembly. Lineage: Eukaryota; Metazoa; Rotifera; Eurotatoria; Philodinida; Philodinidae.